AAACCGAAUAAUAUCUCUUAUUUAUUUUUUUGUUUCUUAUAUUCCUUUUCAUCUCAUAAUUCAUAAUUGGUUACUCUAUGCACAUAAGUCAACUCUCUCUGUCUCUCUCUCUCUCUUUCGUCUUUCUUUUCUUCCUGUGUUUUCUGAGCAAACUUCGAUUGUUAUACCAAUUUGAAUUGAAUUUUUUUUCUCUUUGUGGGUUGAAAAUUUAAAUCUUGAUGGGUAACGGAGUGACAAAACUGAGUACAUGUUUCACAGGGGGAGAUGGUUUCCGACAAAAACACACCUCCGUUCUACCUCCCGAACCUCUAGACGAAGGCCUAGGCCAUUCAUUCUGCUACGUCCGACCCGAACCGACUCUAAUCACCUGCUCAAAAGUCCACUCGGAGGUGGAAGAGACCACCAUGUUCCGAACCAUCUCCGGCGCCUCCGUCAGCGCCAACGCCGCCACUCCUCUCUCCACCUCUCUCUACGACCCCUACGGCCACGUCGACAGAGCCGCCGCGUUCGAGAGCACGACGUCGUUUUCCUCCAUCCCUCUCCAGCCCAUCCCCAGAACCUUCUCCUCCUCCGGCGGCGGCGGCGGCGGCGGUCCGGUCGUCUCGGGCUCCGGUCCGAUCGAAAGAGGGUUCCUCUCGGGUCCGAUCGAGAGAGGGUUCAUGUCGGGCCCGCUAGACCGCGGCGGGCUAUUCUCCGGCCCAAUAGAGAAGCCCAUCUCCGAUCAUCAUCAUCACGACUUCCGGCGCAGCUUCUCCCACGGGUUGGCUUUGCGGGUCGGGUCGAGAAAACGGUCUUUGGUUCGGAUCCUCCGCCGCGCGAUCUCGAGGACGGUUCAGAGCUCGAUCGUGGCUCCGGUCAAGUCCGUCAAAGAGUCCGAGAGCAAGAACCACCACCACCACAACGAGAGUAAUAGUCUCACGGUUAACAGCUUGAACUUCAGCAGCGAAGGGACGCUAGACGACGACGUUUCGCUCGAGGGCCAGAACCUUCAGUGGGCCCAGGGGAAAGCGGGGGAGGAUCGAGUCCACGUGGUCGUUUCGGAGGAGCACGGUUGGCUUUUCGUCGGGAUAUACGACGGGUUCAACGGUCCGGACGCGACGGAUUAUCUGCUCUCUCAUCUUUACCCCGCGCUUCAUCGGGAGCUUAAAGGUUUGUUGUGGGACGAAACCAAACCUCAGGGACUAGACGAAUCGUGUUCAGACAGAGUUGGUAAUAAUGAUCAUUGCGAGGGACGGUGGAGAUGCGACUGGGAUCGAGAGAAGAAAGAUCUCGACCGUAGAUUAAAGGAACAGAUUAAUAAUAAUAAUAGGAGAAGCGGGUUGGACUCGGAUCAGUUGACGAACCAUUCGGAUGUUUUAAAGGCGUUGUCAGAAGCUCUGAGGAAGACGGAAGAAGCGUAUCUAGAGACUGCUGAUAAGAUGCUGGAGGAGAACCCUGAGCUGGCUUUGAUGGGUUCUUGUGUUCUGGUGAUGCUGAUGAAAGGUGAGGAUAUCUAUGUGAUGAACGUUGGCGAUAGCAGAGCUGUGCUUGGUCAGAAGUCUGAAUCGGAUUACUGGUUAGCUAAGAUUAGGCAGGACUUGAAUCGGAUUAACGAAGAAACGAUGAGGAAUGAUUUAAGAGGUUGCGAGGGAGAUCAUGAAGUUCCAAAUUUAUCGGUUUUUCAGCUCACUGUUGAUCACAGCACAGAUGUAGAUGAGGAAGUUGAGAGAAUCAGAAAUGAGCAUCCGGAUGAUGCUAGUGCGGUGAGUAAUGAACGGGUUAAAGGCUCCUUGAAGGUCACAAGAGCAUUCGGUGCAGGUUUCUUAAAGCAGCCUAAAUGGAACAAUGCGCUCCUUGAGAUGUUCCAAAUUGAUUACAUAGGGGAGUCUCCGUACAUCAACUGUUCGCCGUCUCUCUACCAUCACAGAUUAGGCUCCAAGGACAGGUUUCUAAUACUAUCUUCUGAUGGUCUAUACCAGUACUUCACCAACGAAGAAGCGGUUUCAGAGGUUGAGCUAUUCAUCACAUUGCAGCCUGAAGGGGAUCCAGCUCAGCACCUUGUACAAGAGCUUAUGUUCAGAGCUGCUAAAAAAGCUGGUAUGGAUUUCCAUGAGUUGCUGGAGAUACCACAAGGUGAACGGAGACGAUACCAUGAUGAUGUUUCAAUAGUAGUGAUCUCUCUAGAAGGAAGAAUGUGGAAAUCAUGUGUAUAAUAAAAAAACAAAUCUCUGUGUAGUGUCUCAAUCAUGUAGUAUAAUGUUGACAAUCAGGAAAUAAUAUAUAUAAAGUUUUGGCAACUCAAAAUAGGUGAAGAGAAGAUUCUAGUUGUCUUAAAUAAGUGGUCAAAGAUUUGGUUCUGUGAGUUCCAUCCAACUACUAACUGUAUGUGAAUAGUGAAGUAAAUGAAGGAAUUGA
Messenger RNA from Raphanus sativus (radish), 2394 nucleotides. Its product is annotated as probable protein phosphatase 2C 4. Gene Ontology annotation, molecular function: protein serine/threonine phosphatase activity. NCBI's taxonomy places the organism in Eukaryota, Viridiplantae, Streptophyta, Magnoliopsida, Brassicales, Brassicaceae. Gene Ontology annotation, biological process: protein dephosphorylation. The record is from RefSeq and is a predicted model, not a curated record. The coding region runs from base 219 to 2192 and encodes 657 amino acids. The transcript is spliced from 4 exons.